This is a messenger RNA of Menidia menidia (Atlantic silverside), 3669 nucleotides long. The record is from the annotation of a GenBank genome assembly. NCBI's taxonomy places the organism in Eukaryota, Metazoa, Chordata, Actinopteri, Atheriniformes, Atherinopsidae.
ACCUCCUUUCCCUGACUGGCUGCUUUGGUCCCACAUCCCCACUGCUGUCCCCUCCUCUUCUCCUCCCUUCUCCUCUUUCUUAGCUGUGUCUCUUCAUUGCUGGUUGUUCGUACCAACCAGCUCGGAGCCAAAGAGACACUCUGGCCAUUUCCUCUCCGACUGAGAUUUAAGCCUGAACUUUCCCUUGACAGAGCGAGACACUGCUCCAAAAGAAGUUACUGCUCAAACAUAAAGCUUGAAAUCCUUUAACCAAAGAAGAGGUGUGGGAAAAAAGCAGGAGAGACAUCAACAAUUUUACAGGGCUCUCAUCUCAGUUGAGAGGAGUUCGAGUUUUUUGACCGAGUGGAGCAGCUCUGAAGAUUGCUGUUGCAGGCAUGACACAAAGUAAUGGGGAUAACCCAAAGAGGAACCAGAGUGGUCUCCACCAGAUCCGGGCUGGGAUCCAAAACCGAUCUCAGCUUGCCAAGACAAAAGUGAAGAACAUCACAAAAAAUGAUAUGAAGGGAUUUUUUAUGAGAAAUGCUUUUGUGAUUCUCACCGUCAUUGCUGUCAUAAUAGGUAUAAUCCUGGGAUUUGCACUGCGUCCAUACAAAAUGUCUUACCGGGAAGUGAAGUUUUUCUCUUUCCCUGGAGAGAUACUGAUGAGAAUGCUGCAGAUGCUGGUGCUGCCUUUACUGGUCUCCAGUCUCAUCACAGGUAUAGCCGCGCUGGACAGCCGUGCCUCUGGUAAAAUGGGUAUGAGGGCUGUGGUCUACUACACCACCACAACUGUCAUUGCUGUGUUCAUCGGUAUUGUCAUGGUGCUCAUUAUUCACCCUGGAAAAGGAUCAAAGGAUGAGUUCACCAAGCAGCAGCAGAUAGAGCAGGUCAGCGCUGCCGAUGCCUUUCUGGAUCUCAUCAGAAACAUGUUUCCUCCUAACCUUGUGGAAGCUUGUACGAAACAGUUCAAGACGAAGUAUGCCAAGAGAGUUGUCCACGUGACUGUGACGGUGAACGACACGAUAUUCACACUGAACGGUAGCCAGCAGAUAGCCAAAGAAGAGAUGAUCCCAGUGCCGGGAGCAGUAAACGGAAUUAAUGCGCUUGGCCUGGUGGUGUUUUCCAUGUGCUUUGGUCUGAUUAUUGGGAGCAUGCGGGAACAGGGAAAACCCUUGAAAGACUUCUUUGACUGCCUCAAUGAAGCCAUCAUGAGGCUGGUUGGUAUAAUAAUGUGGUAUGCCCCGAUUGGUAUCUUGUUCCUGAUUGCUGGUAAAAUUGUGGAGAUGGAUGACAUUACGGCUAUGGGUGGCCAGCUGGGAAUGUAUACAAUUACAGUCAUAAGUGGCCUGUUGAUUCACGCCAUCGUUGUCCUGCCAACACUCUAUUUCAUCAUCACCAGGAAGAACCCCUUUGUGUUUAUUACAGGGCUGCUACAGGCACUCAUCACUGCCCUGGGAACGUCCUCUAGUUCCGCCACACUGCCAAUUACUUUUAAAUGCUUGGAGGAAAACAACAACAUUGACAAGCGGGUGACCCGUUUUGUGCUACCUGUUGGCGCCACCAUAAACAUGGAUGGCACAGCUCUGUACGAAGCCCUGGCAGCCAUCUUUAUAGCUCAGGUCAAUAACUACAGCCUUAAUUUUGGACAGAUUCUCACAAUCAGUAUAACAGCCACAGCAGCCAGCAUUGGAGCAGCUGGAAUACCUCAGGCAGGUCUGGUCACCAUGGUGAUAGUGCUCACGUCUGUAGGCCUGCCCACAGAUGACAUCUCACUGAUCAUUGCCGUUGACUGGUUCCUGGACAGAUUGCGCACUACUACCAAUGUCCUCGGAGACUCCAUUGGUGCCGGUAUCGUUGCACACCUGUCUCGACACGAGCUCAAAAAGAGAGACCUGGAGAUGGGCAACUCAGUGGUGGAGGAGUCGGGCAAUAAGCCGUACCAUCUCAUCUCCCAGGGGAAUGAAUAUGAGAAUGACAAGCCCACUGACAGUGAGACCAAGAUGUAGGGCUGUAUUUCUGAACAUAUUUUAAAAAAUCAUGGCGCUGAACUAAAUUUCUCAGCUCACAAUACUGGAAAUGUUAAGUAACACACAUCUCAGACAAGUGAAUGGGGUUUUCCUUAUAAUUUUUAGAUUGUAAAUAGCUAAUUGUUUUUAUGAUUUGAUGCUCCUUGUGUUAGAUAACUACCAAUAGUUGGCAGCUGUUUACCAUGGGUACUGAAUUACAGAGUGCAGUGGUGGUUGGCCUGCUUUCCAUAAUCAACCUCUCUCGUAAUUGUGAUGAGUCACAUCACCCACUAGAGGCCAGUAAUGCUUUAAAUCUGUACAACGUGAAACAACACAGCUCUAACAGGCAAAAAGUUUGCAUGUGAGUUAGGAUCUUGAUGUUUUUUCACCAGGGUUGUACGUGUAUUCUAGUUGUGGCAUAACUCUGGGGAAUGAUGAAAUGCACAUAAAUUGGUACACCAUAUUAAUGUGCAGAAAACUGCUAUUUCGAAUACAUGUUCAAAUAUUUGUGCCUUUAUUUUUUACUAUUUUAAAUAUAAAUUGCAGCUUAAUUACCAAUGACAUUUUUUUUUUAUUUUUUAUAGAAAUUACUUUGUACCCUAACUGACCAAAGCAAUCAGUUCUUUUUAUGGACAGACAAACAUUGGAUACAUUUUAUCUAGGUAUCCAAUAUUUUUGUUUUUACCAAAAACUGCUGUUUCAUUGAAACUUUAGAUGAGAAUUCAAGUGAAUAAAAUGUAUUCAAGUUAAUAAAUAAACUGACAAAAAAUUGGUAAACAACCAAAAAAAACUAAACUCAAUAUUUGCAGGUUUAGUUUUCUGCUUUGUCAUUUAAAGUGGUCUGUCCUCUGAUUUUGGCAUUAAACUGACACACAACACCAAAAAUAAAAAAAAGUCCAAUGAGAUUUCUAGAAAACCAAAAAUUGUGUCUAUUAAAACAUUUUAUUUCUCAUCUACAGAAUAAAACAAAAACAUUAAAUGAUAAUUAUUUAUUAGAUUAAACUGUUUAUUUAAAAAAUGUCAGAUUUUCAAAGUUCUGACUUACAUCAGGUCUGAAUGGGUUCAAUUUAUAAAACGACAGGCUGAUUAUUUGAUUUUUACUUUUCCAUCCAAAUUCUGGUAUUUUUGUUUCUAAAGUAUGUUGCUAUUAAAAGCUCUUAUCCAGAUCAUCUUUUUGAUCUAACAUUACUUGUAGAACGUAUUAGAUUUAAUUUGAGUAAUGUAAUGUUUUGUAUUAAACUAAUUCAACAUAAAGAACAAACAUUUCAUAGCUGUUUUGUAUAGAUACUUCUUAUGAAUAUAAUAUACUUGUACAGACAAAUGUAGAUAAAGUUGUAUAUUAAUUAUAGAUUGAAAUGGGUUUGGAAAUUGUUUCUUGAGUUUUAUAUAAUUAAAAAAUAUAUAGCCAUGCCUUUACUAAACCUAACAAGAAAUAAACUGUUAUUUUAGUUCCUCACAAAAACUGUUUCAUGUAAAGAACCAGCUUUUUUCCUUUUCAUAACGGUGGAAAUGGGUUAGUUCCUUUGUUUACAGUGUUUGGUGCCUCAUUUGAUUUGACAGUUUGUCUAAUGACUUCACAUGUAUGCAAAUGACUGAAUAACUUUAGAUUUCUCUUGUAUAGAUCUUUUUAAAAUAAAAAUAAAAAUGACUUGUGUUUUUCUCAUUUGAUCAUUAACAUAACAAA